Molecule: messenger RNA, 591 nt
Organism: Gracilinanus agilis (Agile Gracile Mouse Opossum)
Lineage: Eukaryota; Metazoa; Chordata; Mammalia; Didelphimorphia; Didelphidae
Product: homeobox protein PKNOX2-like
Exons: 2
Source: RefSeq, a predicted model, not a curated record
GUUCAUCAAUGCCCGAAGGCGUAUCCUGCAACCCAUGCUUGAUGCCAGCAACCCAGACCCUGCCCCCAAAGCCAAGAAGAUAAAAUCUCAACACCGGCCCACCCAAAGAUUCUGGCCCAACUCCAUUGCUGCUGGUGUGCUACAGCAACAGGGCGGAGGCCCAGGGACAAAUCCUGAUGGCUCUAUCAACUUGGACAAUCUGCAGUCCCUGUCUUCAGACAAUGCCACCAUGGCCAUGCAGCAAGCAAUGAUGGCAGCACAUGAAGAUUCAUUGGAUGGGACGGAGGAAGAAGACGAAGAUGAAAUGGAGGAAGAAGAAGAGGAGGAAGAGCUGGAGGAGGAGACUGAUGAGCUACAGACAACGAAUGUCAGUGACCUGGGCUUGGAACACAGUGACUCUUUGGAGUAGCCAAGGGGGCCAGUUGGCGCUGAUUCCCCCACUGGGGCAAGGGCACUGGGAGGGAGGAACAGGUGAGCAGCCCCAAGCAGGAAUUGUGGUCCUCACCUCCCUGAAUCAGCAGCCUGAGGAAUUGCAGACAAGUUCCCCUGCCCCUGCUCAGCCAGCAAGCUUCAAAAAGACCCCAGUCCCCC